Molecule: messenger RNA, 869 nt
Organism: Brachypodium distachyon (stiff brome)
Lineage: Eukaryota; Viridiplantae; Streptophyta; Magnoliopsida; Poales; Poaceae
Product: LOB domain-containing protein 30
Exons: 2
Coding region: 1-768 (255 amino acids)
Biological process (GO): positive regulation of DNA-templated transcription; hormone-mediated signaling pathway
Cellular component (GO): nucleus
Source: RefSeq, a predicted model, not a curated record
AUGAGUGGCUCGACGUCCGUGGGCGCCGCAAGCGGAAGCGGCGGCAGCGGAAGCGGUGGCGGAGGAAUCGGAGGGAGCGGGGCCAUGGGAGGAGGUCCAUGCGGGGCUUGCAAGUUCCUGCGUCGCAAGUGCGUGAGCGGGUGCAUCUUCGCGCCCUACUUCAACACGGAGAACGGCGCGGCGCACUUCGCGGCGGUGCACAAGGUGUUCGGCGCCAGCAACGUGAGCAAGCUCCUGCUCCAGAUCCCGGCCCCCAAGCGCGCCGACGCCGUCUUCACCAUCUGCUACGAGGCCCAGGCGCGCAUCCGCGACCCCGUCUACGGCUGCGUCUCCCACGUCUUCAAUCUCCAGCAGCAGGUGGCAAACCUCCAGGCGGAGCUGACGUGCCUGCAAGCCCACCUGGCCACGCUGGGUCAGGUGCCAGCGCCGCCGCCUUUCCCACAACAGCCGCAAAUGCCGAUGGCGACAGCAGCCCCCUUCUCCAUCUCCGACCUGCCGUUAACGUUGCCGUCCAACAUCCCUUCCUCCGUUGACCUCUCUUCCCUCUUCGACCCGUCCAUGAUGCAAUCGUCGUCCCAGUGGGCCUUCCAGCAGCAGCCGCAGCAGCUACAGCAGCAACCGUUUGUUCCAAUGAUGGGAGACGGCUCCGGAGGUAGUGGAGGCGGCAAUCUUUUUGGCGACGGCGACUUGCAAGCCCUGGCUAGGGAGCUCCUGGAGCGGCAGUCGGCGGGGCCGAUGCCCCAGCAGCCGCCGCACACACAUUGUUGAAUGAUUUUUUUCGGCCUAGCUAGCUAGCUAGCUAGGUGUGGACUGAUUGAUCAGGCCUGCCUGGGAUUUUUAUUCAAACAUUCAUGCAUAUUGUUGAGAGA